Ilyonectria robusta is the source of this 851-nucleotide messenger RNA. RefSeq lists its product as uncharacterized. The transcript has a single exon. Bases 174 to 452 code for a protein of 92 amino acids. Lineage: Eukaryota; Fungi; Ascomycota; Sordariomycetes; Hypocreales; Nectriaceae. The record is from RefSeq and is a predicted model, not a curated record.
GCUGGCCACCAGCGAUGGCGCUCGGGGCUGGCGGCGGACCACUGGGGCGCGACCGUCUCAGGUUGGCAGGGCUCUGAAUUUCCAUUAUUGAUGUGAGACUCGACAGCUCAGUCCCUCACUUUCCUGCACUCCCGCAGACUAUUCCAGGCCGUAGACUACUCCAGGGGAAGGAGAUGCAGAUAUUCCGGGCCCUGUGGCUUGCUUCUUGGGACGCUUGGCCGUGUGAGCCGGACACACCACUCAGGCACCAUGGAUGCUGGGUCUCGUUCAAGCGUCAUAUCUCCCCGACACCAUGUGGUGGCCUACCUGUCUCAAAGGGCACCAUUACUCCCCUGAUUGGCCACUCGGUUGGCCUAUCGAUUCGGCACAGAUGCCCAAAGCACGAAUGCACCCCCUAUGAUGGGUAUGGAGCCUCACCGGAGAGGCGCCCAGGGCUGUACUUCGCUACCUAGGCGCUUAGACAGUUCCAAACAUGCGUCAGGUAGAUGGCUAGGGGAGAGGAGGGGCUGUGGGAACAACUCGCGUAGGUACUCAUUGUAAGUUGGGACGAAAUAAUUGCUCCGUGCCAAGCCUGCUUAAUAAUGGUGAACCGUAUUCCGAUUCUAUCGCCAGAUGAGAUUUUUUGAAGCCCUUUCGACCCUGAUUUUGACAAGUUUAUAUGGGCUACUGCACGGCAUACUGCACGAGAGGCCGUCGUGUGCAUGAAGUUCUGGUAGCGGGGAGGUCUCCUGGGGCGCCGUUACAUGAACGCGCAAACUGUAACGGUUGCUAACCUGCAUAGACUACAAGUGGCAUGAUAGGAAACAAAAAAAUCUUUAUGCCGUUUCCAAGUUGAUCUACAUCGAGUAAGC